CUUCUCGUAACUCCAAAUUUAACAGGACAAUCAAUUAGCCGUCAAUACCCCACUUCCCCUAAUAGAUUCAUCAUCACUUCCAUUCUUUAUUCUCUCUCCAUAUCUUACUACUACUCUCUCCACUGAAUGUAUAUAUAAAUCUUUUCUCCAUCAUCGAUUGUCACAACACAAACUUAUCUCUCUCACUUUCUCUACAAUGGCUGAUCACAAAACCAAAGAAGAGAAGCCAUUCUCAUUCCUAGCUCAUUCACCUUCCUUUGAUCACAGCUCCUUAAGUUAUCCUUUAUUUGACUGGGAAGAAGAUCUUCUUGCUCUCCAAGAAAACUCUGCCUCUCAAGGUUUUCCUUUGACUACAACUUCUCUGCCUUUACCUGAUCUUGAACCCUUGUCUGAAGAUGUACUCAAUUCAUACAGUUCUGUAUCAUGGAACGAAACAGAGCAAAACAGAGGAGAUGGUGCUUCAUCGGAGAAGAAGAUGGAAAAUGGAACAGUGAAAGAGACGACUAAGAAGAGGAAAAUCAAUGAGAGACACAGAGAACAUAGCGUGAGAAUCAUCAGCGAUAUUACUAGCUACACAACUAGUGCAGCAUCAACAGCAUUAUCGAAGGAAACUGUCUCUCGCUACUUCUACAUGCCCAUAACUCAGGCUGCAAUGGAACUUAACGUUGGUUUAACUCUUCUGAAAAGGAGAUGUCGUGAAUUGGGUAUUCGCCGAUGGCCUCAUCGUAAACUCAUGAGCCUUAACACUUUGAUCAGUAAUGUCAAGGCGCUGCAGAAGAUGGAAGGCGAAGAGAAUGCCGAAAAGUUGCAGGACGCGUUGGAGAUGCUUGAGAAGGAGAAAAGGACGAUUGAGGAGUUACCGGAUUUGGAGUUCAAGGACAAGACAAAGAGGCUAAGACAAGCUUGUUUCAAGGCUAACCACAAGAGGAAGAAGAAGAGAAGUCUCAAGUCCGAUCAGUUUCAAGUACCCUCGUGUUCAAGCAGCGGAUCAGUCCCUAGUGAUGAGUCGGUUGAUGAAGCAGGAAUCGAGAGUGAUGAAGAAGUGAAGUAUCUCUUGUGUGGGUUCUCAAGUGAGUUUAGUAGUGGUUUGUGAAAUCUGUUUUUACUUUUUAGUGGGGGAUUGGAUUGUAAAGCCAAAUGCUUUUUUGACUAAUUCAAUGAACAGAAAACAUAAAU
This is a messenger RNA of Arabidopsis arenosa, 1176 nucleotides long. Lineage: Eukaryota; Viridiplantae; Streptophyta; Magnoliopsida; Brassicales; Brassicaceae. The record is from the annotation of a GenBank genome assembly.